CAAACGGGGCCCGGCUGUUUGCGUGAUGGCCACUGACUAGACUGAACACGUCUGCCUUUACUCGAUCAUCUUCGGCGGUCAUAGUGGCCGGCAGUUAGCAGACAAUCGUAAAUGGAGCUCGUCUCAAUCCGCACUUGACGCACCAAAGAUGUAAAAAUUCUGGAGUUUGGCGUGCAAACGGACAACAGAAAAUUCGUGAUGCAUUUGUUGUUCGUCUUCUGUGAGCCGAGAAACCUUCACGGAUAUGAAGUCACAACGAAUGAGCAAAGGCUGACAAACCCAGGAAUUUUCAGCUCUGCACUAGCUAUGACGAAAGUAUUAAGAAACUAACGUUUCAGCACGGAUGAUGACGUCAUGAGAUUGACCUAAACGAUGCGCCAAGAUGGGCAGCUCCACCUUAAGACAAAACAAACAAACAUGAUGUAUUUUUGAUUCGCACUUAUCUGAGUUGGGAGAAGCGGAAGAUGGAAGAACAGAUACGUGACUAUUACACCAUUGCAGAGUCAACUUCUACAGAAGACGGACACCAUCUUUCGGGGGGCGCUGCAUUGCUACAUUAUAACUCCGCUAUUCGCUUUCCAAGGGACAAUAAACAGCCACUCGCUUAAAAAACUCAUAUGGCUGUGCUUUUUGCCGGAUGCCCGGCAAAUGAAAGCUUCAUUUAAGUGUUGAUGCUUUAUGUUUAUGUUUUGGAUGGUAUGCAUAUGCAACAUUCAACAGAGGGCGCUAUGCAUACCGGAAGUAGGGCCGGGAUCGCGCCGUGCAGUUGGAGUAGUGUAAGGAUCCCAAACCAUCGGCAUGAUCGGUUGAUAUUCCAGCAGCGCAUCCUGAAUCGUUACAGCUGCAGCCAUGUUGAGUCGUGGCAUGAUGUCUUUCACCCUAAUUCUCAUGGUUGUGGUGCCCACUAUCCUACUAACUGGUCUUGACGGAAGUACAGGUACCAUGGUAACGCCCCCAGAAAAGCAAGAAUGUGAUGGAGACGGAAGUGAGACUCUCUGUCUGGGAUCCCCAACAAGUAAUUGCUUCUGUCUUAAAGGAACAUAUUACAAGCAGGAGUGUGAUAGCAAGAAUGGUUGCAGUACGUCUUGCCCAAGCUGCCCAAGUGACACAUUCGCGCCCUACGUGAAUAGAUGCACGGAGUGUCGUAAUGUUACUGUGUGCAAAGAUAACGAACAGGUCGUAGAAAAGGCGACAAAAAAAGAAGACAAGGUUUGUGGCUGCCGGGAUUGGCCUAUCCCACGUGAAGUUUGUGAAAGGUACAACUGCACCGACUUGAGUGGUCCAGCCCAUCCAGUGCUGAAUACAAGAGAGCCAACUCCUGGAAUGCAAGAACGACCUGAUAAUUUUUAUUCUGGUGAGUUGCUAUAA
Messenger RNA from Patiria miniata (bat star), 1368 nucleotides. RefSeq lists its product as uncharacterized. The record is from RefSeq and is a predicted model, not a curated record. Bases 850 to 1368 code for a protein of 172 amino acids. Lineage: Eukaryota; Metazoa; Echinodermata; Asteroidea; Valvatida; Asterinidae. The transcript is spliced from 7 exons.